AUGUCCCAGCCCUACUACAACGGCCCUCCUCCCCCUCCUCAGACUUACCCUCCUCCCCCUCAGGGCUACCAAUAUCCUCCUCCUCAGGGUGGCUACGGAUAUCCUCCCCAGCAGGCUCCCCAGUACCCCCCCCAACCGCAAAUGCAGUACCAGCAGCAACCGGCUCCCCAGAAGAAGGAUCGCGGAUGCCUGGGUGCUUGUCUGGCCACCCUCUGCUGUUGUUUCCUCUGCGAAGAAACUUGCGAAUGCUGUUUCGAGUGCAUCGAAUGCUGCGAGAUGUGUUAA
Molecule: messenger RNA, 285 nt
Organism: Aspergillus melleus
Lineage: Eukaryota; Fungi; Ascomycota; Eurotiomycetes; Eurotiales; Aspergillaceae
Exons: 4
Coding region: 1-285 (94 amino acids)
Source: RefSeq, a predicted model, not a curated record